GCUUCUAUCACAGCAGCUGCUUGGGACUGUUUGAUGCGUUCUUAUGCAGCACGGAGAGUCAGGCUCCAGACUCAGAGUCGUCUGGUCUGCCCAUCUGAGAUGACAUGGCAAGUAAUACUCGCAUGACUGUCUUUAUUUCCUUCCUUCUAUCAGAGUCUGUUCACAUCAGCAUUCUUCAGGCUCACGUCAUUGCUGUGUUACUGAUGGCAGCUAUAGUAGUUCCUUCUCUUUGGGUAUGUGAAUGUCAUUUGAUUUGGUUCUUGGUGAUUAUCAAUUAAGCAGAGGACUGAGAUUUCAGUAUUGCCGUUGUUUAGACUCGGAGUGUGCUUGUGUGUGUGCCUGUGUGUGUGUGUGUGUGUGUGUGUGUGUGUGUGUUGUGGCUCUAGAGAUGGCCCCAGUGCAGAGGGACACACUGUGCAGACGGGUUCACUGUCAUGAGAUCAUCCAGGACUCCUCUCGCCAGUGACAAACCAAAGGAAUUGGCAGCACGGUCCAAGAGCAUGGUGCUCGGAGAGUUGUCUCGGGUCUCCAGGCCCUGCUCUCCUCUGGAUCAGGAGAAAGCACUGAAGGCAGGCUGGCUGAAGAGACAGCGGAGUAUCAUGAAAAACUGGCAGCUGCGAUGGUUUGUCCUGAGGACCGAAGCUCUGUAUUUCUACAAGGACCAGGAUGAAACUAAGGCACAGGGUUGUAUUCCUCUUCAGGGCAGUCAGGUCAAUGAGCUGCCUGCCAAUCAGGAUGAGCCUGGUCGUCACCCGUUUGAAAUCGUUCCAGGGGGAGCUGGAGAAAAGGAUCGAACAGGCAUAAGCCACGAAUCAUUCCUGCUGAUGGCCAACUCUCAGAGUGACAUGGAGGAGUGGGUCAGAGCUAUACGUAGAGUCAUAUGGGCUCCGCUUGGAGGAGGUGUCUUUGGGCAGCACCUAGAGGAGACAAUGUUAUACGAGGCCCAGUGUGGCCCUCAGCGGCUGGUCCCUGUGUUGGUCGAACAGUGCGUGUGUUUCAUACGCGAACAUGGGCUCCAGGAGGAGGGUCUUUUCAGGGCCCCUGGACAGACCAAUCAUGUUCGAGAGCUGCAGGAUGCAUUUGACCGUGGCGAGAAGCCAGUAUUUGACAGUACCACAGAUGUCCACACAGUGGCAUCGCUACUAAAGCUGUACAUACGGGAGCUGCCGGAGCCUAUAAUCCCAUUCUCCAAAUACACACAGUUUCUCUCCUGUGCUCCACUUCUUACCAUGGACAAAGCAAUGGGUAUUGUAGAGCUUGGCAAACAGGUGAAAUCCCUUCCUCAGGUCAACUACAACCUCCUCACAUACAUCUGCAAGUUUCUGGAUGAGGUUCAAUCUCACUCCAAUGAGAAUAAGAUGAGUGUUCAGAAUCUGGCUACUGUGUUUGGACCCAAUAUCCUUCGACCCAGAGUUGAGGAUCCAGUAACCAUGAUGGAGGGAAGUUCACAGGUGCAGCACCUCAUGACUGUGUUGAUCAGUGAGCACGCCCGACUUUACCAACGGGAGGAGCCAGAAACUGAGGCCAAUAUUCCUCCGCAGCAGCAGCUGAGCCCUAUUCAGCGGUGCAAAGUGGAAUGGGUCUCACAGGAAGACACUGACACCCCACCUUCCUCAGGUACAGGCUCCAAAACCCCCAAAGAAGAGCCCCAACCUUCCACCCCUUCUUCCGACAGUAAGCUGAUUGCACCAAGCCCUGUUACAACCUCGGAGAAGGUUGAGGAUGGUCAAAUUGAAGGGAAGGGCAAAGGUCAGUCAGAAGUGGAUGGAAAAGCAGAUAGCAAAACUGAAGGGAAAGGUGGAAGUGAAGUAGCUGUUAGCCCCAGUAAACAGUCUAAAGCCCUGCCCUCGUGGAGGUGCUCCUUCAAAGGUGGUACAGCAUCUGGGGGGCCCAGGGGGAAAAUAGGGGGGUCGGCAGGUGAUGUGUCGGCAGCUGGUGGAAGUAACUGGUUGAUGAACGGCUUGUCGUCCCUCCGAGUUCACAGGCGUACAACCUCAUCUGGUGAAAGACUUAAAGACUCUAAUCUAAAGGAUUCGACCCUUUCCCUUAAAGAGACCACUCUUAAGGACACACAGAGAGACUCUGAUGACGACUCCUCUCAAAUGCCUCUGUCUCAUAGAGCCCUCCUCCAAUCCCACAGACUGUCUGCCUAUGACAAUGUUGCCCCAUCUAGUCUAAGCCUGCCUGCUGACACCUCCUCCAUCUGGACGUCCUUUGAGAUCUCGCUGGCCGAGCCAGAGGGAACCGACAAGGCAGUAAAAUUAGAGCAGGGUCAAGAGAAACCCACAGAGGCCAGGGACAGUACAAGUACUCUGGAUCAAAGUGCAAGCGGUGCUGAGGAUGAUCUCACAGGAACAAAUGAAGGUCUCUCCAACAUGCUGACUGAGCUCAAGCAGGAGCUGAAGAAGCAGAGGAUGAGCUACGAAACUUGCAUUCGCAAGUUGGAGGAAUCCUGUUCUAAGUACCAGUUCCAGGUAAACCGCCUCGAGGAGGAGCUGGACCAGGAGAAGAAGAAGUUCCACAUGCUGGAGAUCCGACUCAGGAACUCGGAGCGGGCACAUCAAGACGCAGAGAACCGAAACGUUCUCCUCCAGAAAGAGAUGGAGGAGUUCUUCAAAACCCUCGGAGAUCUGACCACAGGGGGAACACAGACCAACUAGACCAGACCAACCUGCCUUCAUCUGGUCCAUCAGAGGAGGAGGAGCUUGAAUACUGGGAAGACCAGCCAGCCCCAAAGCUUUUAAGACCAAAUACCUCUAGUGCAGUACUAUUUGCCAUCGUGUCCUCUUUAGUACAGCCGUCUUGUGCCUACACUGACCAGUGCCGGUGCCAAACGAGAACUCCUCUGGACCAAGCAAGCAUUUUACCAUUCCUUACCAUGUUAAAUCAUAGGUCAUGUAGCUGAUUAUUUAUUGACUAAAUUCCUCUUUAAGAAAGCAGAAAAAGCCUUAUUGAUGAUAUGAGGUAUAGUUUUCCCAUACACACCCUGUUCAGUCCCCCUUAAAACUCAUAGUCUUGAAAAAAAUGUUGACUUGACAGGAAAAAAAGAACAAUGAGACAUUAAAAUUCAACUCUUUUAUUUGCUGGAGUUGAAGGUAGACAGUUUCCAUUUCUGAUGUAUAUAAUUGGUCUGUUAGUGAGGCAAUUUCAGAUCCAAAGGCUAAACUUCACACAACUGGCUUGAUCAAAUCACACCACAACAGGUUUAACUCUUUGCUGCCAGUGUUCGCUGUCAAACCAUCAGAAGACUGCAGCAUCACCCCAGUAGUGCUGAAUGGCUUUCCCGUCUUUCCUCUAAAUAUACCUGCACUAAAACCAGAUGUGCUCAGAGAAAACUCAUGCGUAGUCUAUUCUAUCGUUUCUAUUUUUGAGGAGAUGGGAGGAGAGGAAAACGACUAAAAGAGGAAGCCACAACAGUCAGUUGAGGCGUGGCCCAGAGAGGGUCAGGAUAUGCGUCACAAUCUCCAAAGUGCAUUCUGGGAGCUGAUGCUGGGGGGGGGGGGUUACUGCCUGGAGUGCCCAACCAUGAAAAGGGCAAAGGGACAGGUUGGGAAUUUGAGCCAUCAAAUACAUCCAAAGGUUACCAUGGCAGGUAGCAAAUGCCUUUUUCCUGACUCUCAGAAAACAUACAUACAUCUACAGUAAAAUGUACAGAUCAAUCACUGACUAUACUAAUCUAUGAAUUAUAUUGCACAGAAAACAAAAAAAAAAUGAAACAAAAUGCAUAUAAAUAGUAAUUCUGAAUGAAAUGUACAUUACAUACAAUAGACGCCUCCUAGCUUGAAAUAAAUAAAUAAAUAAUGCAAA
Epinephelus lanceolatus (giant grouper) is the source of this 3807-nucleotide messenger RNA. It is a transcript of the gene arhgap22a, whose product is annotated as Rho GTPase activating protein 22a. The record is from RefSeq and is a predicted model, not a curated record. Gene Ontology annotation, molecular function: GTPase activator activity. NCBI's taxonomy places the organism in Eukaryota, Metazoa, Chordata, Actinopteri, Perciformes, Serranidae. Gene Ontology annotation, biological process: signal transduction; activation of GTPase activity. Gene Ontology annotation, cellular component: focal adhesion.